UAAUACUAGUGUAUCAUCAUAAUGCCUGUACAAGCACGUGACAACAAAACAAAGCUCACUGGAAAGAAACACCGCGAGACAGAACGAGAACGUCUGCACAGCAACAAAUACAAGUCAACCCCAAGCUUUAGCGUAUAGGGGGUCACCCUGGCAACAUGGAUGUGUCCAAUCACAGUCUGGCUCUUUUGCAGCAGCUGAACAUUCAGCGAGAGUUUGGCUUCCUGUGUGACUGCACAGUGGCGAUAGGCAACGUUUACUUCAAGGCACACCGCGCUGUGCUCGCUGCUUUCUCCAACUACUUUAAGAUGAUAUUUAUUCAUCAGACUAGCGAAUGCAUUAAAAUACAACCUACCGAUAUCCAGCCAGAUGUAUUCAGUUACCUGCUCCACAUCAUGUACACUGGAAUGGGCCCAAAGCAGCAAGUCGACCAGAGCCGCUUACAGGAAGGGAUUCAAUUCCUUCACGCCUUUCAGCUUUACCGUAACGUAAGCACAGCAAACCAGGAGGCUGCUUUGGAUGCAGUAAAAAUGUCAAACCUCUACGGGAUCCAGAUAUCAUCGCAGAUGACAGCCAAAGAAACCCUGGGGCUGAAGGACAGUCAGUCGAGGGGCUUGGAGGUAGAGAGAGCUAGCGCUCCAGAUGAUCACUCACAGAUCCGGCUGCCCCUCGCUGUUGGGCUGGAGGGAGCCUCUUCAGACUUGCAGCUGUCUAACGUCCACCGCCCUGCUUCUGCAACCUCCAGAGAGGAGACGGAAGUCUCAAACAUCUUUGUGACAAUAAAGCAGGAAAAGGUGGAGCAUGAGUUGGCCAGUGAGCCCCAAACCAGUUCUCCCCAUAGCCAGGAAAAUCAAAGCCCCAGUGUCUUUAAAGGCGGCUUAAAAUCGUUGUUUUGUCACUAUUGUGGAGAGCGAUGCAGUUCCCGUAGCAGUCUGUGGGAACACCUUCACACGCACGCGACCGUCUCACUUCCUUUGGAAGUGCCGGGAGCCGUUUUGGAAAAUAACAACCUGGGGGUGGUGCAGAAAAUCAGUGAAGACUUUGACAGUCUGGAAGAUCGUCCACUACAGAGUUACCUCACCAGCAAGAACCCUCUUCUGCUUGAGCAGGCAGACGCUGGCAGCAUAGAGGAGGCAAUGUGCCACAGUCAGUCCCUGGCAUUAUCUUCAGAGGAACUGGCAGCAGAACUAAAAAACAGCAGUCCAUACUCUCGUAAACGAAAGAUUGCUUGUGUGAUCUGCAGCCUUAGGUUUGCGCAAAAGAGCCAAUUGCAGGAACACAUGUACACCCAUACCGGUAAACAUUCCCGCUGUCACAGGUACAACAGAGUUUGCAGUCAGCUGAUUCAAACAUCCCAUCAGUACUGUGAAAACCAGGCUGAAUAUACAGUAGAAGAAACUACUAGGGACACUCAAGACAACCUCAGUUCUUGCUAUUCUUUAGACUCUGAGGUUUCUCAAGAAAGUAUCGAUACUGUUCUCGUAGAUUAAACCCAAUCCUGGGACUUUUUCUUAGAUGGUAUGUGUUGAUUCUUUUGCCAAUGCAUCAUUUUUAUUUAUUUUUUUUCUUGCUUCCCAUUGUGUGUCUCAUAAUGCAGCUCUUCAGUUUGGUGUGACGUCUAUUCUUGAAGCUGCUCUGUUGGUUCCAGUGUCUGUGAAGCUGUUUGUUUAUUAAUAGACUCUUCUGAAUUGAAAAGGAAAAUAUUGGUGUGACAAAAUUAGAAAUGACAAGAGUCUCUUAACUUUCGUAGGCUUUACUGCAGCUGCAUGUUAAAUCUCUCCUCCGAGGUCACCAGGGAUCAAUGCAUACUGUAAUGCAAUAUCCACCAUGAAAUGAUUAGAGAAUUGCAACAGUAGUAAUAACCAAGGUUGAGAUUUUAGAUAAUCUGCUUUCCUCUUAUUCUAGCUCAAGUGGACCAAAUUCAGUGGAGGUGUUUCCUCCAUUUGUUGUUGAUGGUACAAAUGGUUGCAGGGUAGGUGCUGUGUGCAUACAUAAGAAAGCUGCUCCACUUGGUCAUAACAUGUCUACAGUUAGCAAAAAUGACCAUUUUGAUUUCUCCAUGUGAGGGAGAACCGUGCCACAACGGGCUCUUAAAGAGACAGAAAAUGGAAUAAAAUGGAAUAGACUGUAACCUUAAAAAGGUUUUGUGUACUAAAACAAAAAAAAAGCUUAAUUAAACGGUAGACUAAAUAGGGUGUACAAAAUUAAACAAUUAUCUCAUAAAUGUUAUUUGUUUUUUUAAUUCUUGUCUUGUUUCCGUUUUUCACAACCUUUCGACUUGUUUUUUAAACCCAUUAUCAGCCUUAAAAGGCUUGUUAUAAGGGCUUUCCCACAACGAAAAGCAAUAGACGUAAACAAUUGAUGCAAAUCAUUGAUGUAAGGGGUCGAGCAAAAUUUUUUUAUUUUAUAUAUAGGUUACUGUGUAGAAAUCUUGCAAAACUACUUUUUACUGCUUUUACAGUAAUUGUGUAAUUUUAAAAUGGUGGUGUUCAUGACAUGUGAAACAAAAAAAAAAACAAAUGUGUGUUUUGUAACACACAGAAGUGGAUUUAGAGAGACAUACAGAAAUGCAACUUCCUCAAAAGUUUAUCUGAAUACAAUUCGAAAAAAAAAAGUGCUAUCGGGCCUAAAAGUAGUUUUCUAGAUCCAUUCUACAGAUUACAGCUCUUCCAGAUUGUAUCAAUUUAAAAUUUUGGAUACAUUUUGGGUUUAAUCUAAAUAUACAGGUGCAGUGUACCCAUAAAUAUUUUAGACCCGAUGUAGUGUUAGAAAGUGGUACAACGUCAGAAUGUGGUACACAUACCAAAACACGACCCAUGUAAUGUCAGAGUGGUAAGUGGUCAUGUUAAAAGUAGUACGCUGUCAAAUUUUGGUACAGGUGCAAUCAAUUGCGAUCUGAUGGGUGUUUUCCUAUUGUCAAAAAGAGGAGAAUUUACCAUUAAUUAUACUUUUUUUUUUUUUGUAAACUUAAACUGCAAACAGACAAUCAAUUUAUCUAAAAAGAAAAAAUAAUUCACAACAAACAAGACAAAAUGAGAAGUCCACCGCAAAAUUGCACAAGUAAAAAAAUGUAAAAGGCCCAAUGUAUAGCAUAUGAUACAUAUUUGCAUAAUAUUUUCUUAAUGGUGAAAAAAUAUGAUAAAUUCAAUUAAAAAAAAGAUGUAAAAGACUGAAAACAGCAUAACAUACCAGAUUUGAAUAGGCGCUUCCCUGCUUUCUUAGCGGAAGUUUUUUAGACAAGUGUAGUGAGCUGCAUACCUGAAAAUAACAAUACACCGGUUCUAGUCAGACUUUUUUCUUUACAAUUAAACAUAUAUAAAUAAAAACUAGAUAUACAAAAUGUACAGUAGUAGCAGAAAAAACACAGGCUCAUCUACUCAAGCAACUACUCCACAUGGCUCCUGCUUUGUUGCUCCUAAACAUUAGGGCAUCGUGUGUACAUGAAAUAGCCUGAACACUUGGAUGCGUAAACAAACAAUAAUACAAUAUACCAAUAUAGCAGUAAUGUCUCACCGCCACUAGAGGGCCUCUAGGGACUGCAAAAGCGUUAUUGAUACAUACUUUUUGCUUCUUUUUUUAACUGACAACUUUACAGUCUUUAAACUCUGUUACUAUACAACAUUAUUAUUACAUAUCUCAGUUAUGCUCUUUCUCUUCUAUACAGAUGUAUACAGAUUCAUCUAAGAGAAAAAAAAAACGGUUUAUUAAAAUCCACAAUUAAAAAAUAAUAUAUUAUUCAAAGAGUUUAUUUAUUUAACCCUUUCAGUCCUGGCGGGACAACAAGGUCCAGCCUUAUCGUAGCGCCGUAAAUUAACAUAUGCCGUCGGAAACUAGGUUGGAACCUCCCGCGACAGUCCCAGUCUAAGGCAGUGUACUGCCCGCGUCAGACGGCUGAGGCGUCUUCUUAGGAAGUACCACCCACACGUAUGUCCACUUCCUGUAAUCGCAUUCUUCAGCUCGACAGAAGUAAUUGAGGACUGAAAGGGUUAAAGAGUGAUCCGCUACACUCCACAUGGCUGGCCAGGCUUCUAUAGCAGAACCUAUUCCUUCACUGUAUGUGCCAUAAAGCAGUUACGUUAAGCCUUGUAACACCAGUGCUGUACAUACAUAUUUUUUAGACAUAUUGUGAAGGGACUUUGGAAUACAAAAUAGAUCUGAUUCUGUGACUAUCAAUAGGAAUAUUACAGCUUUUAAGAAGAAUAUCAAUUUUCUACAGUCAUCUCCAGCAAGAAACAAAAAAAAAAAACCAAUUUGGACGCAAAAGUAGGAAAAUUGCUCUCAGCAGUCAUCAGAUAUUUCAAAGAAAUAUGUUACUAUGGAAACUAGAUGGCAUUUGAAAGCUACAUUAGAGAGUUUAUUAACACAUAUCUUUCUAUAAAAGAAUUGUGUUCAAGUUCAAAGUCAAAUUAACAUGUCAGAAAUAAUAAUUGACACAGGCUGUGGCCACAUUAUUAGGGACAUUCUGGUACACUCCACUCUGAUUUUCAGCACACUGUUUUGGUCUAUGCAGCUUGCGCACAACCUACAUUAAGUGUAUGGAUUAUUUCACCUAUUGAUUUACUGCUCUUCUGGUUUUGUUUAAAUUAAUCAGUAGUGUAAAAAUCACGAAAAAUCAACAAAAGAAAUACAAUUUAACAGUAAAACAGUGCUAAAUGUAUGGUUGCAGUGUUUUAUUCCUCUCAGAAAAGGGGAAUGAUCUAUACAAUGGGUAUUGUGACUAUAAGUGACGGAUACAUAUUGAAACAUGUACUAUGGAAGUUGUUUCACCUUUAAUGAAACUACCAUACGGGUACAUUUGCAAAACAUAACUUUUCUAUUGCCACAUUCUUAUUUUUCCCACAUUUUGCUCUACAGUAAUCUUUUCUACUUUGCAUUUAUUUUGUAAUGCAAGUGCCAUCUUUAAACAAUAUUCACCCCAUCUCAUACUGAAGUUGUUAAAUGGUGUUCAAAUUUAAAAAUAGGGAAAAAAAGUUUUAAUACACAUAAAAUAAAAUGCGGCAAUAAACAAGUUAUGUAAAUAUACCCUAUGGUAGUAUAAUUAUAGGUGAAACAAGAUGCAUAGUAAAUAUUUAAUUUUUGUCUGUCAACUGUAGGCAAACUUCCCAGCAAAUAGAUCCUUGUCUCUUGCUUUAUAGGGCCCUAUGGACUAUCAAUAUAGUCCAUUUCAUCCAUCAAGGCAUUAUUGAAGAGACUGAUUAGUUCUGUCAGACCCAGUGUGGAUUGAUUGAGUCUCAAUUCAAUUGAUUUAUUCUGCUACUGAGGGGUGCUGUAAUGAGAGUUGAACCGGAGACCUUCUAGUUACAAGCUCUGGACUUUAACCACUGGACCACACUGCCUCACAAGCCACUCUGAAAGAAGCGACUGCAAACUGGACAGCCUUCAUUCAGUUGACAUGCUAGCACUCCAAGCACAUUCAGUGAUUGUUUCCACCUGUACAACCAUCCUCAAAUGCACUGCCACUGCAAGUGCAUGCUAAUGAACUGUUACACUAUCCCGUCUGAUAACUGGAAAGGAGACAAAUCUGCCCACAUGACUAUUGGACAAAGUGGUGGUUUGUUGCUAGAGGACAGGGAUAUAAUAGCUUCUGCUCAAGGAAGGACAAGGUAUGUACUGCUACCUGGUCCAGAAGCAUGGCGCAUACAACAAACAAAACAGCCAAAGCUAGCCAAGGAAGAGAAUCCCACAGCCAAGCUAGUUCCUCUCCGAAGGAUGAUGACGGACCCUGCUCUUCACCACAACUGAAUCAUCAAUUACACAAUACACCAACUGAACAAGGUGAAGAUCAGAAAAGGUCUGAUCGAGAAGCUCACAGCUGAUAUUUCAGAAGGAGGGCGAAUAGCCACAGCCGGAAUCCCUUUAAAUUCUAAAGAAGAAACUGAUGUGGUCUGCAUCUCAGAAGGAUACAGAGGUGGUGUCAAAAACAACCUCUACACUCAGGCCUUCCUCUUUAUUUCUGGGUUUUCCAUAUUUAAACUCUUGCUGGUGCAGCCACCAGAGUCACCAGCCUGUGGAUAAUGUGGGCUGCAGGAGAUUAAAGUACAAGCCAAUCACAUCUAUGGGGAUGCAGGAGUAGCUGAAGGAAGAAUGGUCUAAGCUAAAGUUUGACCUGGUUAACUGGAAGAGCUGCAUCCCUUACAUCGUCCAGACAGGAACGGUUAUGACUGUGGUUGAGUGAUGCAUAAGCAUUUGUUUACAUUGAAGAGUGAGAUGAACCCUAUCCUGCUUUGCAGCACUCGUCUGAGUACCAGCAAAGUGGAUACAUAAAGGAGUUUGUGAUGUAACCAAGUCUGAGCUUUUAGUCGGUUUGUUGAAGAGGACCAUUAACAGUCCACAGUUUGGCACACCAGAGGCUUUCCUACAGAAGAGGAGAAAAGCACAAUUUCAUAAUUCUAGCAAAUUAAAGGAGGCAGGGGGGUCUGUCGAAUCUGAAAGAAAUGAUGCCUCGACUGAUAACACUAUGUAACACAAUUUUUGUUCCUGGGUAGUAAGUGUUAUUUCCUAAUUGCUUAUGCCUCAAAAGUAU
Messenger RNA from Acipenser ruthenus (sterlet), 6520 nucleotides. Its product is annotated as zinc finger and BTB domain-containing protein 25-like. The transcript has 3 exons. Gene Ontology annotation, molecular function: protein binding; DNA-binding transcription factor activity, RNA polymerase II-specific; RNA polymerase II cis-regulatory region sequence-specific DNA binding. Gene Ontology annotation, cellular component: nucleus. Gene Ontology annotation, biological process: regulation of transcription by RNA polymerase II. The record is from RefSeq and is a predicted model, not a curated record. NCBI's taxonomy places the organism in Eukaryota, Metazoa, Chordata, Actinopteri, Acipenseriformes, Acipenseridae. The coding region runs from base 156 to 1487 and encodes 443 amino acids.